Molecule: messenger RNA, 1265 nt
Organism: Danio aesculapii
Lineage: Eukaryota; Metazoa; Chordata; Actinopteri; Cypriniformes; Danionidae
Gene: commd1
Product: copper metabolism (Murr1) domain containing 1
Exons: 3
Biological process (GO): negative regulation of sodium ion transmembrane transport; positive regulation of protein ubiquitination; regulation of proteasomal ubiquitin-dependent protein catabolic process
Cellular component (GO): endosome
Source: RefSeq, a predicted model, not a curated record
CUGCUGUCAACAUCCAGCAUGGCGGACGCGGACAGCCAGAGAUGUGUGAGCGCUUUAUUAAACGGAAUAACGCAGAGACUUUAUUACGGAAACACCGAAAUAACGGAGGAGUUUCUGAAGAAUGAGCUAUACGCGGAGAUGACGGAGGACGAGUUCCGUGCGCUUCACGACAAGAUGAGGUCGCUUCUGAAGUCUAUUGCAUCAGCAGACAUGGACCAGGCACAGCUGGAGGCUUUCUUGACGGCGCAGACUCGGAAGCAGGGAGGUGGAGCUGUGAGUCCAGAGCAGGCGGCUGCUCUGGCACGCUUCUGGAAGACCCACCGGUCACGGGUACGAGAGAGCCUGCUGGCCCAGAGCCGCUGGGAGCCGGGCCUCCGGGGCCUGAAGUGGAGGGUGGAUCUGCACACAUCGGCCAGCAGGGGGCAGGUGUCCAGCAGCCCUGUGGCUCUGGUGGAGUUGGAGCUCGGUCGCACUGGAGAGGGCUCAGAGUUUGUGUGUGUGGAGUUUGAUGAGCAGAAGGUGAAUCUGGUGCUGAAAAAGAUGGCAGAGCUUCAGGAGAGCAUCAACAGCAUCGUUCACCGCAGCUAGAGCUUAUCCACCUGUGUAUGUGUGUGUGUUUGUGUUUGUGUGUGUGUGUGCGUGUUUGUUUGUUUGUAAGUUUGUGUUUGUAAUGUUCUGUGUGUGUGUAUGUGUUUGUUUGGGUUUGCUUGUAUGCGUGUAUCUGUGUGUGUGAGAUAGUUUGUUUGUAUGCACAUACUGUGUUUGUGUGUGUACGUUUGUCUGUGUUAUGUUGUGCCUUCGUGUGUGCACGUGUUUGGGUUUGUUUAUAUGUGUGUAUCUGUGUGUGUGAGAGUUUGUUUGUAUGCACAUGUGUGUGCGUUUGUGUGUGUUAUGUUGUGCCUUCAUGUGUGCACGUGUGUUUGGGUUUGUUUGUAUGUGUAUCUGUGUGUGAGAGUUUGUGUGUAUCUCAUGUAUGUGUAUCUGUGCGUUUUUGUGUGUGCGAUUGUGUGUGCAUGAUGCUGUGCUUGUGUGUGUGUUUUGGGUUAGUUUGUUUGUGUGUAUCUGUGUGUGUGUGUGCGUGUGUGCGUGCGUUUAUGUGUGCGUGUGUGAUGUUGUGCCUGCAUGUGUGUGUUUGGGAUUGUUUGUGUGUGUAUAUCUCUGUGCGUGCCUGUGUGUGAGAGAGAGUUUGUGUGUAAGCACAUGUAUGUGUGUGUGUUGUUGGUGCUGUACGUUAUUCUAAUAAAUAAUAAUGGUGAAACCUCAAA